This is a messenger RNA of Diprion similis, 6760 nucleotides long. RefSeq lists its product as uncharacterized. Bases 193 to 5577 code for a protein of 1794 amino acids. The record is from RefSeq and is a predicted model, not a curated record. Gene Ontology annotation, molecular function: RNA methyltransferase activity; hydrolase activity, hydrolyzing O-glycosyl compounds. The transcript is spliced from 13 exons. Gene Ontology annotation, biological process: RNA processing; carbohydrate metabolic process. Lineage: Eukaryota; Metazoa; Arthropoda; Insecta; Hymenoptera; Diprionidae.
AUGGCGCCUAGGAGAAAUUGAUUCUACCAAGUUAUACAGUGUUCCCUUGGUUGCAAUCCUGCGAGUAAUGUGUAACGUUCUUCUUUAAGCGCGAAUUGGGUGAUUAACUUCAAUAUACAUUAUCGGGUUGAAGAAAGUAAACUGCUACUAGAGUACAUCUAACAACGCAUUCCAUUCUAAGGGCGCGACGCUAUGGCUGAUACAGAAGAAGCAGCGCUAUUUGAAGGAGAAGAGUUUGAAGUAGUAGACGAGUGCAUUGAUGAUGAUGAAGCAGCGUCUGUUAAGGAAUCACUAAAAGCCACACCGGCAAAGGCUAUCGAAGAACCCAAGAGCACUGACAAUGCACCAAUGCAAAGUACAGAAGAGUCGAAGACUAAGAGUGCUGAAGAAUUAAAAUCUCCUGAUAUCGUGGAAACAAAAGAACCUCCUAAACCCGCAGAUUCACCCCAGCAAAAGAAACUGUUGACUGAAAAGCGACUUUCACUGAAACAACAAAACCCCCGUCUUCGAAAGCCGAUCGACUUUACAGCUGACAUUUCUAUGGAUCAAUUAGAUGCGCCAGGAGAAUAUAUGACCGAUGAAGAAAUAAUGAAUCAUCUGGAUGAGAUUGAAAAUAUCGUACUAGAUGGAACAGGUUUUGUGCUUCAAGAUGAAGUCGAUACAACCAAUACAACUCCAAACACAUCUGAAGUAAUAGCGCAGAAGAGCAAAGCAACAGCAGAUCCGUCGAAACAGCCAGAAAACAAGCAAUCAGAGGAGGUGAAGAGUAUGAGCAAGAAAGAAGACAACAAAGAGGACCCAAAUGAAGCCACAACUCAAAAAAUGGAAGAGAAAUCUCAGACUACCGAAUCGGAAUCCAAAGAUUCCAACGUAUCGGAAUCCAAAGAUUCUAACGUAGAUUGGUACGAGAAAAAGCUGGAAGCAAAAGUUGCAACGGUGAAAGACCGAUUGUCAAAAUUAGCCCGUGUUCUUGAAUUUUCUUAUCCACGGUAUAAAGGGUACUUAGACCGAAAUGAAGCUAUCACUGGAACUCCCGUUUGUCGAUUGGACCAGCCACGACGAUGCCCGCUAGAAAAACCACACACCAAUCGGUGGAAAUUUGUGUGCAACAGAAAGCCUGUACAAGAAUCAACAGAGAAGCAAAACUCUAGCAAGGAGGAGACUCAUUCAGGGAACAGUGGCUCUACAAUGUGGCGGCUGACUCCAACCGGUGUAUGGGAUUCUGAUACCGAUAAUUCUUCUGAAUAUCCGCCUUUUGUAAUGAAAGCAGUUAAGGUGUUCGAAGACUUUCUUCAGACAACACAAUCCGUUGAUGAACAAGCUUCACAACCAUGUAGUGAAACUGCCGUUGUUACUAAUGAAGAUUCAAAGUCUGAAGAUCCAUCUGCACGUAGCGAUACAGAUGAGAAAGAAACUGUAAAGCAGGAGUGGCUGUGGCUUUUAGUCAGAUGUAAUCGUGCUGAUGAACUAAUGCUCUUUGCCACUGGAAGAAACAUUGAUCGUUCAACUAUGGAUGAUUUGAAACAGGUUUAUGAAGUUGGUCCAGGCAAAGACUGCAAGGUUAAAUCACUCUACUGCAAAUCUGUUACAAAAACUGGAGGUACAACGAAUACCACUACAACAUUUUUAGUUGGGUCUGAAGCUUUAGAUGAGGUGGUUGGUGGCAUUAAAAUACAACUGGCGCCUAAGACAAAUUUCUGGUCAAAUGCAGCAGGCGCAGAAAGUCUGGGAAAUGCUGUUGCCGACUUGCUAGCACCUACAUCUAGAACAACAGUUGUUGAAAUAGGGUGUGGAACAGGACUCAUUGGGCUUAUGCUUGCAUCUAAAUGUCAUCAAGUUAUUGGACUCGAUUCACCAUCUGAAGUAGAAGAAGCUGAAAUGACUAGUGAAUUGAAUGGUGUUAAAAAUGCUUCAUUUGUAAUGGGCGAACCUGCCGAAGUGAUGGCUACAAUUGCUCAAGUGUUGUCAAACUGUAAGGCUGCUGCUAUUGUAAACACCAACACUAAUAUAGGCAGAGCCAUUGAAGUAAUGACGGAUCUGCGGAAGAUACUAUCAUUGAAGCGGCUUGUAAUGGUAACAACUUUGACAAAGCAGUCUGUUCGUUCGAUACUGGAGUUAGCACGACCGGGUAAUGGAAAUCUUGGAAAUCCCUUUAUACCCAUUCGUGCAUGUGUUGUGGACACUUUACCAAUUGGGCCACAUUUUGAGGUUGUUAUAUUGAUGGAACGUCGGUUGAUUAACAAAUUUCCACGGGUUUGGGUCAAUCCGGCUACUUCAGCGUCAUUAUCGCAAGAAAAAUCAAUUCCAGAUAAAGGAGUAAAAACCUUGACUACCCAAGGUACAAGUAGUCCCGCUAAAAAAGCAAAAGUUAUGUUGAAUAAGGUAGCAAAAAUAGUUGAACCUCCUGUGAAGAAAUAUGUUGACAAGGUAGAACCUUUACCGAAGAAAGCUAAGUUUACUCCAGGUUUUACCAAAAAAUCUCAAUUCAUUCCUCCGAAACAAUUAAAGGAGACUCCAUUACCACCAGUCAAAAAUAAAUUUAAGACAAAGAGAGUUCACUCUCCAGAGAGGCCACAUGUGCCUCCUAAAAAGUUUGCCCCUAGGUUCGAAAAAGGAAACUUCAAACCUUGGGCUGUGGGUAGAGUUUCUCCUGAUUAUAGAGUGCACGAAGAUAGACGAGUUAUGAAUAAGUUUGAAGAUCCCGCACGAAGAAAUUUCACGUACAGAAAUCGAAGUCCCAUGAUGAAGAAGGAACAAAAAUCACGGGGUUGGAGCGUAGAAAGCAUCGUGCCUCGCGGAAGCCCAGGUCAUGAGAAAAGGUUUCGAGAUCACAAGGAUCAGUCUGAUUUGCGGGAAAGAUUAUCUAGUAACCGUAUAGAGCCUGAGAUCAUGGAAAAGGUUAAAAAACAGCAACAAAUGCUCGACAUGGCUCAGCAAAAAUUGAGCGGACCAGCUUCUACAGUAGACGUUGCUACGGCUAAGCAACUUCAGAAUAUGUUGAAUAUGGUGCUCGAACAGACAAAUAAAUUGCAGAGCCAACUGCCGCGUUCUGUAUGGGACCGUAUUGCACCUCCUGAAAAUGUUUCCAGCUCAUCAAAUAUGCAGCCACAGAACGAUCCGUUACUCAAAGGUCGUUAUGUUCAGGAAAUGGGGACUCAAGAUAUACUAAUCACAACAGCGAAUAGAGAGUUUACGAAACCCGACGACUCAAUGUCUAGGGGAAAUUAUGACAGAUUCAACAAUGUCGUACCCUCAAGGAAUGCUAUGAUGGCAUCUGGUUCACAACAGGAUUCUGGUGGAAAUAGGUUCCAGAAUACGGCAUCUGACAGGUAUCACAGUCGCGAUGGAAAUUACAAACAACAGGAACAGGGAGGCCAUUGGAAACAGAUGGAGAAAAAUCGGUGGGAAUCAUUCCAGCCAAUGAAAAAAAAUUCGCCACCCAUCAGGAAGCAUAUUUCACCGCCGCGGCAUCAAAUGUCUGUAAUGGGAAGACCCAUAUCACCUCGACGAGUUGCGUCACCGAUCAGGCGGCCUCUAUCGCCACCUAGACGCCAGAUAACACCGCAAAGAAGACACAUGUCACCGAUACGACGUCAGUUGUCACCGCCAAGGCGUCAGAUGUCUUCACCACGUCGACAGAUAUCUCCGCCAAGGCGCCAGAUAUCACCCAGACUUCAAAUCUCUGAAUCAAGACGCCCGAUUUCACCAUCCAGGAGGGCUAUAUCUUCUCCUAGACGCGUGUUGUCUCCUACUAGACGCCACAUUUCACCUACGAGACGUCAGAUGUCACCGCAGAGAAGAAUGGACGACGACUGGGAUAUACCAAGUAGAGGCGCAGUUGAGCAGAACACUUGGCAGAGACCCGCUGAAAGAUUGCCCGAAAAAAGAUGGCACGACGAGAGGCAGCAGCCUGUCACUUCUAAUUGGGAACAUCCUCCAGGUAAUGAUAGGUAUCGGAAAUCUAUGAAUCAGGAAAAAUGGGAAAUGAAAGAUGGAGGUCACGAUGCAUCAUGGAACAGUGGCGGUGGUAAUGGUGAUACAUGGGCCAGCAAACAGUCUACAGCUGUCCCUAAUAAAGAACAUUGGCAACCAGCUACUGAAAACAGAUGGCAAAACUCAUCGGGAGGAGUAAACGGAGACAAUUGGAAUAUUAAGGGGAAAGAAAGCUUCCCACGACCGUUGCCAAGAGAAGAGUGUAAGCCUGUAUGGGGUGACGGAGGGAAACCUAGAUGGGGGGAUCAGAUAGGAUCUGCAAAGGAUUCAUGGGGAGGUCAAGCUGAUAAAGAGGAUUGGAAUGAUCUUCCUGAUGACGCUAAGGAUCCUUGGGGAGAUGACGGUAACAAUACCAGCAAAGAUCGUUGGCCCAAGUAUGACAAUAAUCCGGGCCCAUCUUCUGGAUGGUCUAGGGAAAAUCAGGCAGGGGAUACAUGGGCUAAGCCUGGUGAUGGUUGGCAAAAUAAACCUGGGCCUGGUAACAAGUCCCAAUGGAAUUCAUCCCAGGGUGGUCCAGCUGUGAAUGAGUCACGCUGGAUAUCAAACGAUGGCACUAAAAAAGCUUCAGGAACUUGGCAAGGAAAUUCAGGACUAAAUAACAGUUGGCAACCACAAAAUUAUCCUGGAUUUCAACAAUCCAGAUCUUACAAUCCCGGCUCCUUUAAAGAUCGACGCCAAUACGAAUUUUGUGUAUACCACAACCACGAACAAAGCGUGCGAAUCGAAAAUGGAAUGCUUCACGUGAUUCCUAGUCUACUCGAAGAUUCAUAUGGAGAAAGUGCUACCGCGGUAGGCACCAUGCCCCUGGCUGGAGUGUUGAUGAACAAAAUACAUAGUUCGAAGUAUAAAGAACUGUUUGUGAAUAAUAUAACCGUUCAAAAUGAUUUUUAUUUCACAUAUAUUAAUGUAUCAAUCAUUUCAACUUCCAGUACGGAAGAGUACGAGAUUCGUGCGAAGUUUCCAGAAGGCGAUUGGCUUUAUCCAGAAUUAUGGCUGCAGCCGAAGAAUCCUACACAAUUUUCGGAAUUUGGAAGCGUUUACGUGCGGCUGGGAAUAGCGCGUGGAAAUCGGGUGCUGACAGGAACGAUGGGAAACUAUGAUGGGCGCCUGUUGGAAUUCGGUUUAAGAGCUGGUUCGCCACCAAACUUCCAGGACGUGGAGAUUCGGAAAUUUUCAUAUACCACAGGUCAUUGGACUUCCGGAUUCCAUGUAUAUUCUACUACUUGGAACGCGGAUGGAUUCGUGUUUCACGUCGAUGCCGAAGAAGUCGGUCGCUUGACCCCUGGACCGAACAACUGGUUCAGCAAUAGCAAUGCCUCAUCAGGAACAAGAAAUAAGAUGACACCUUUCGACGGUCAGUUUUACAUCACUUUGGGGGUUGGCGUUGGUGGAUUACGUGACUUUCCGGACAAAUUACGCAGCGGUGAUGACAUCGGAUAUGAAAAACCGUGGAAAAACAUUGCAGCCAAGGCUUUGCUUCGGUUUUGGGAAGCAAAAAAUCAUUGGUUACCAAGUUGGCGAGAUUCGAAUAAUGCUGGUAAAUCGCAUCUGCAGAUCGAUUACGUCCGGAUUUUUGCACUCUGAAGAUUUGCUGUUGCACAUAUCCUGCAGUGAUCGAAGUGUUUGACCGACAUUUAUUAUAUAAAUAGAGAAUGAAUAUAUUUCGUCCUCUUCUUCGCGACGGAAUCCGUAUAUGAAUUUUACAUUCAAAGGAAAAAAGUUUCGAUCUCAUUCUGACAGAUAUUUAUGUAAAUGAUCAUAAAAUUCGAAUGAAAGUUCAUAUGAUAUCGUAGUUAGGUGAUGACAAGUGAAUUGGAAUGGACAAAUAUGUUUCUAGUUGUAAUCGAAUUCGCGUGUUUCAAUACUUUGAGUAUGGGAAACAUAUAGUACAAUAAUACGCUCGUAUGUAGAGCGUGAAUCAAAGUAGGUGACUCAUUUUUUUUAUACAGUUUAUUUUUUAAAUAAAUAGAUAUACCAAAACUUUAGUAACAAAUACAGAAUUAUACAGGAUAAUAAUGACUAAACAAUGUACAUUAACGUGUUCGUUGAGAUCGCUAUUAUAUGCCAUGGAAUUAUCAGUCUGGCGUUAAUCACUUAUCGGCCAAUGUGAAUUGUCGUUGUAUCUAUUUUACACCUGUAUCGUUGAGUUUUAAAGCUGAAUUCACAUUGGUACUACAUCUGCAAUGGUUUUUCUGUGAAUAAAAAACCCAUUUAAGUUAUAUAAAUAACUAUAAAUAUGAAGUCACUUCCAAAAAAUCAUGUGAAAGGCUUGGCAUGAAUUCAUAUGAAAUUGCCUCGUUGUGCUUCUUCAAUUAAAAUAAUGAAUUUUAUUUACCCUGUAAUUAUAAUGCGGGUGGCCGGAAGACGCUCCCGAAGAGAAUCAUGCUUUGACCCAAUUGUGGGGUGAAGUGCAGAUUCACUCGAUGGUGCGCUAACCAUUUUUAGGCUACUCAAGUCGUAUCCAACGAUAGCCUGACAAUCACAUAGUUGCCAGAUUUGGGACGAUUUCAGUGCCAUCCAAGUGACCUGCCGGUGCAAAAAUACCAAUUUUUUUACGGUAUUUAUCGUCUUUUAGAUUUUACGACCAGGGAAUAUGUUAAGAUCACUGUUCAGAUUUUAUUAAAGAUUUGCGAAACAAUUGAUGCUUAGGCUUUUUACUUCAGGAACGUCAAUUGUCGCGGUUAUAGGUAUUUAUUCCGAACAUCGUUACGAGUUCCUAAUAAAAUACUUAACAUGAAGCGACUGACAAUGAAAUGAAAUUUUUAUU